UGACAUUCUCAAUUCUCAACCCCAUGUCCGAAAUCCAAAUCCCACCACUUAUACGAUUAAUCUAAUCCGAUUACUUCUCAGUAUCUUUUUUCUUCAUAUAAUAUGUAAAAAAAGAAAAGUGGAACAAAAAGGAAGCCAAUAGAAUAGUGUAUAGGAAAAAACAAUGUUGGCGAAUGAAUCGGGUGGUUCGACUUUCGAUCUUCCCGAGGAAGUGUUGCAAGUAUUACCGUCUGAUCCUUUCGAUCAACUCGAUGUGGCCCGUAAGAUCACCUCCAUUGCUCUCUCCACGCGCGUUUCUUCACUUGAAGCCGAGUCUUCUUCUCUUAAACAUAAGCUUGCCGAGAAAGACCAACAAAUCGCCGAUUUGUGUGCCCAGAUCGAAGCCCUCGAGGCUUCUUUGUCUGAAACCUCGGAUAAGCUCGUUAAUGUAGACCAGGAGAAGGAGAGCUUGUUGAAAGAUAAUGCUUCCCUUUCUAAUACUGUAAGGAAGCUUCAGAGAGAUGUUUCCAAGUUGGAGGUCUUUAGAAGGAAGCUUAUGCAAUCGCUUCAAGACGAUGAAGAAAGUUCUGCCACAGGGGGUCGUCCAAUCGUAGCGAAGCCAACACCAUCAGAAGAUGCUGCCGCCUUGCUUUCAAGAACUGCUUCAAUGCGCAGCCAGUACUCUGAUACAGGAAAUUCAUAUACGGAGGAUCGUGACACAGAUGCGGCACCCUCGAGACCUGCCAUACCUCAUGGCCUCCUGCUAGCAUCACAAACAACCACACCUCGGAUGACUCCUCCAGGUUCCCCACCAAGUGUGUCAGCCUCUGCAUCUCCCACAAGGACUUCUAAGCCAGUGUCUCCUAGGAGGCAUGCAGUUUCAUUUUCUACCUCAAGAGGCAUGUUUGAUGACAGGUCAUCAGUAUCAAGCACCGAUUCCGGAUCACAGUCUGGUCGCACUCGGGUUGAUGGAAAAGAGUUCUUCCGUCAAGUGAGAAGCCGCUUGUCAUAUAAGCAGUUUGGUGCAUUCCUGACAAAUGUUAAAGAACUAAACUCCCAAAAACAAACGAGAGAAGAGACUUUAAGGAAAGCAGAGGAGAUUUUCGGCCCGGAUAACAGAGAUCUGUAUGCAAUAUUUGAGGGUUUGAUCAAUCGCAAUGUCCAUUAAAUCAGCCGAGUAAUCAUCGGUUUUUUUCUACUUUGUGAUUUAUUUAGUAAAAUUUUUAGUGUAAAGUUACCUAAUAAAGCAUCUAUUCUGACAACUUAACAAAAAAAAACUUAAUUCCUAUUGGCUAUAAAUUUGUUCAUCCGUUGUUCCAUCGGUGAAAAA
Hibiscus syriacus is the source of this 1309-nucleotide messenger RNA. RefSeq lists its product as uncharacterized. Bases 164 to 1147 code for a protein of 327 amino acids. The transcript has 9 exons. Lineage: Eukaryota; Viridiplantae; Streptophyta; Magnoliopsida; Malvales; Malvaceae. The record is from RefSeq and is a predicted model, not a curated record.